AAAGAAUGUAAGGAAUAUUCCUAUUAUAGGCGGCAAUUGGAUGGACGAGACAAAGCAAACCGAUCAAAUGGAUGUGCGGUGGAUCCCUGAUUAGCGAAUAUUUCGUAUUAACAGCUGCACACUGUGGACAAGUACGCGGAGUCCCACCCGACGUUAUUCGACUUGGAGCGCACAACCUUUACACUACAGAAGAAGAAUACACGAAAUUUGAAGAUUUCCGCAUAGAAAAAAUAAUAAAUCAUCCAGAAUAUCGUCAGAACGCCUUCUACAAUGAUAUUGCAUUAUUUGAAUUGAAUCGAGCUGUUCAGUUUAAUCAGUUCAUUCGACCCGCGUGUCUUUGGCAAUCACCAGAGUUAACUAUGUCGGAAGCAAUUGCUACUGGAUGGGGUCGACUAUCGUUUCGUGGGCGGAAGGCUAAAGAUUUACAGAAGGUCGUUUUAGAUUUGAUCGAUCACGAAACAUGCAACAAUUCUGUUGGACUGGAGGAUGACCUUAAAAUGGGGAUCACUGACAGUCAAAUUUGUGCAGCACAUAUGGAAGGCGGGAAGGAUACAUGUCAAGGGGAUUCCGGCGGACCUUUGCAAGUAUUAGUACCUAAUCAUAAGUGCACUUACUAUGUUAUUGGCAUAACGUCUUUUGGAAGAUUUUGCGCGACACCCAAUACGCCAGGCAUUUAUACAAAUGUUUAUUAUUAUUUAGAUUGGAUUGAAACAAUUGUUUUUCAAAAUAAGUAAAUUUUAUAUUAAUAAUCAAUUACUAGAAUGUUGAUGGAGUGAAGAAUGACGGGGCUCUAUCUUUAAUAAAAUUGUACAAUAUUGUUAUAUUUGUAAAGCACCAAGUGCUCUAAACACUACGACGAUACUAAAAUAUUUAAUUUUAUUAUGGUGUAUAUUAAUGUAAGUAGCUUCCAAUAUAUGUAUGUAACUGGUAAGGAAAUGAUAUCUCAUUGUUCCAAUUUUU
Hermetia illucens (black soldier fly) is the source of this 960-nucleotide messenger RNA. Its product is annotated as serine protease snake-like. The transcript has 2 exons. Bases 72 to 734 code for a protein of 220 amino acids. The record is from RefSeq and is a predicted model, not a curated record. Gene Ontology annotation, molecular function: serine-type endopeptidase activity. Gene Ontology annotation, biological process: proteolysis. NCBI's taxonomy places the organism in Eukaryota, Metazoa, Arthropoda, Insecta, Diptera, Stratiomyidae.